Messenger RNA from Cheilinus undulatus (humphead wrasse), 1756 nucleotides. It is a transcript of the gene trit1, whose product is annotated as tRNA isopentenyltransferase 1. The transcript is spliced from 11 exons. Gene Ontology annotation, molecular function: tRNA dimethylallyltransferase activity; ATP binding. Lineage: Eukaryota; Metazoa; Chordata; Actinopteri; Labriformes; Labridae. The coding region runs from base 18 to 1415 and encodes 465 amino acids. The record is from RefSeq and is a predicted model, not a curated record. Gene Ontology annotation, biological process: tRNA modification. Gene Ontology annotation, cellular component: mitochondrion.
GCUGAGGAAGCAGCAUCAUGGCGGCGUCCGCUCGCAGCGUGCAAUGCGCCUUGAAGAGAGCGAUGUCUCCGUCGUUGGUGGUGAUUUUAGGAGCUACCGGCACCGGGAAGUCCAAGCUGGCGAUUGAGAUUGGAAAGAGGCUUCAGGGAGAAAUAAUCAGCGCCGACUCCAUGCAGGUGUACCAGGGGCUUGAUAUCAUAACCAAUAAGGUGACAGCAGAGGAGCGCGCCCAGUGCAGACAUCACAUGAUCGGCUUUGUGGACCCGUUGGUAAGCAGCUACAUGGUUGGGGACUUCAGAAACAAAGCCUUGGCUCUGAUAGAGGACAUGAGGAGCAGCAACAAACUGCCUAUUGUUGUUGGAGGGACGAACUAUUACAUCGAGUCUCUGCUGUGGAAGGUCCUGCUGGAUACCGGGCAGGAGAAUGAGGAGCCAGGGAAUGGAGGAGAUGGUGCUGCAGAGAGGAAGUUGGAGCUAGAAAAACUGGGAGGAGCUGAGUUACAUAAACGGCUGACGGAGGUGGACCCAAAGAUGGCCGCCAUGUUGCACCCCAAUGACAAACGCAAGAUAGCCAGGAGCCUUCAAAUCCAUGAGGAGACAGGGGUCCCGCACAGUCGCUGGCUGGAGGAGCAGAGGGGGCAGGAGGGGGGUGAUGGGCUGGGGGGGCCCCUGAGAUUCUCAGAUCCCUGCAUCUUCUGGCUGCACUCUGAAAUGGACGUUCUCGACAAGCGACUGGAUGCUCGAGUGGAUGACAUGUUGUCUGCAGGGCUGAUAGAUGAGCUUAGAGACUUCCAUGUUCGCUACAAUCAGCAGAAAGUCCAGGACAACAGUCAGAACUAUCAACAUGGGAUUUUUCAGUCCAUUGGUUUUAAGGAGUUUCAUGACUACCUGACCGCCCCUGAAAGCAGCAGCCAGCAGGAGAAGGACACACUGCGAGACAAAGGUAUUGAAGCUCUGAAGAUUGCUACCAGACGAUACGCCCGCAAACAGAACAAAUGGGUCCGAAACCGCUUCCUUAAAAGACCAGGAGACAGCGUGCCUGCGGUGUACGGCCUGGAUGUGACGGACGUGUCCCGGUGGGAGGAGAUGGUGCUGAACCCUGCACUGCAGAUACUGGACAGCCUCAGGAAGGGCGAGGAGCCAGCUGUCUCACCAAUCAGAGUCCAAGCAGAGGAGCAGAGAAACAAACGGAGCCACCAUUCCUGUGAUCUGUGUGACAGAGUGAUCAUAGGUGACCUGGAGUGGACAGCUCACCUUAAAUCUAAAAAGCAUCACUAUCAUGUGAGGAAGAAGAGGAAGUCCGAUCCAACGUCUGACCAAUCCCAGGUUGAACCUGCACCUCCUGACUCAGCUGCAGAGAUCUCGCAGAGCCAGGACAAGAGCACAACACAACAGGAAGUACCUGUGGCGUUAUAAGAGUUGUUAAAACUGGACUAAGUUAAUCUGCGUUUUUGUUUACAUCAGCUGGAUGUUUCCUCAAAAGACUGCUCUUCCUUUAUUCUGCUGCUCAUUCAUGUUGUAAAUAAUUAAUCCUUCCUGAAUGCAAAGAACUUUGAUUCUAAGAACAUUUUAAAAAUGUAAGAGUGUUUUACUUCAGUCGUACUCGUUUAAGAGUAUGGGUUUAUGAACUUGUGAAGCAGAGGUGUUGACUACCAGGGUAGUUCAACAUCGUGGACUGAAAAUAAUUACUGGAAUGUUUUAUGUGCCGCCAAAGAAGAGUUCUAACACUUAUAUUUGUUCUAUCUAUUCUUAAAGUG